Molecule: messenger RNA, 2942 nt
Organism: Ficedula albicollis (Collared flycatcher)
Lineage: Eukaryota; Metazoa; Chordata; Aves; Passeriformes; Muscicapidae
Gene: SENP8
Product: SUMO/sentrin peptidase family member, NEDD8 specific
Exons: 2
Coding region: 736-1374 (212 amino acids)
Biological process (GO): proteolysis
Molecular function (GO): cysteine-type peptidase activity; deNEDDylase activity
Source: RefSeq, a predicted model, not a curated record
CCGUCGGGGGUCGGUGCUGGCCGGCCUCGGGCCCGGAGGCUUUAAGCCUGCGUUUUAAGGGGAAAAAAGGGUAAAAUGGGUGAAGGAGCGGAGGUGUGUUACGGUGCUCCCGCCCCAGCCAGGCCCUGGCCGCGGUGCACUCUUGUCCUUGCCCUGUAAUUCCCGUUUAUUCACAAAAGAGCGGCGGUGGGAUGAGCGAGGUGCUGUGGUGCCGGCCCUGAGCGCCGGGACACGCUCGGGGUCAGGCUCGGGGUCAGCACGGCGCUCCUCCUCCGUGGGGCGUGGGACAGCCCGAGUCGCCUCCCCUGACCGAAUUGUCACUCCUGACCAAAUUCCUGUGACCUCCAGGUCUUUCAGGUAAGUCACAUUCCCUCCCCGUGCUGCUCCCUGGACGGGACCCUUUCCGUGGGAGGUGAGGUGAGUACAUGGCAUUCCCAUCAAGGGUCUGAGCUGGGAUCCCGCCGGUACCUCUGGGACAUUCCCGGCACCGUCGCUCGUUUUCAGGCGUUCUGGUCGCUGAGGGUUUUUUCCUGUUAAACUCCAGGUUUUGAUCCACCUCAUCCUAGGGAGCAAAACCCAUUGCGUGUUGUUCCUGUGGCUCUUGGUUUUGUGCUCUGGGAGAUGCUGUGACACCAAGAAAGGUUCUGAGUUUGGCUGCAGAGUCUUUGGUUUGGGGAAUUGGUCCAGAACAGAGAAGUUUGGGCAUACUCUGGCAGUGCCCUGGAGCAGUGCAGGAUGGACCCCGUGGUUCUCAGCUACAUGGACAGCCUGCUGAGGCAGUCGGACGUGGCGCUGCUGGAGCCCCCAAACUGGCUCAAUGACCACAUCAUCGGCUUCGCCUUCGAGUACUUUGCCAACCAGCAGUUCCAGGAGUUCAGCCACCGCGUUUGUUUCAUCAGCCCCGAGGUGGCUCACUUCAUCAAGUGUGCCCUUAGUCAGGAAGAAAUAGCCAUAUUCCUCCAGCCACUGGACCUUCUCCACAAGGAGCUGCUGUUCCUGCCUAUCAAUGACAACUCCAGCCAGGCCGCUGGGGGCACCCACUGGAGCUUACUGGUUUAUUUCAGGGACAAGAAGUGCUUCGCCCAUUACGAUUCCCACAGUAAAUGCAACUCUGCCCAUGCCAAGCAAGUGGCAGGGAAACUGGAGGCCUUUCUGGGAAAAAGAGGGGGCAAAGCCACCUUUGUGGAGGAGAAGGCUCCGGCACAGCAGAACAGCUACGACUGUGGGAUGUAUGUGAUUUGCAAUGCUGAGGCUCUGUGCCACGGCUACUUCCAGGACCGGAUGGAGCCUCUGCUGCAGCUCCUCACCCCCUCCUACAUCACGCGGAAGAGGUCAGAGUGGAAAGCUCUCAUCACGAAACUGGCACAGAAGUGAUGGGGAUGCACCUUCAGCCCCCCCAAAAACUGCCUUCCCAGUCCAAGAGGCAGCACCCCCAGUGCCUGAGGGAGAUGCCCAUGCGCAGGAUUGUCCCAAAGAAAAAGAAUGUAACCCCUCUAGCAUGGCUACACCCCCCAAACACCCCAUUCCCUCCAGGAAAAGCCUUAUUCUCCUCUCAAAAUCACCGGCCUUUCAACUUCUAAUGACAAGAGUCACUUUGCUUUCAAAGAAACCCUCUCCAUGGUAAAUUUUUACAGUAAUCGCUGUGGCGAAACAGGUUGCUAAAGAGACUUCUCCACCUGUGCCCAGCAGGCAACACACCCUCAUCAGGUGGCUUUAGUUGGCUCCAGGCAUUGUCCUUCCAAGCCAGGUUUAGCAAAUGCUUUUUAAACCCAAGCCCCCGAGUGCUUUAUCGUGGACAGUUCUAGUUUGUGCCUCCUGUUAAUAGUAUUGGAGCAAUGUGGGAUUUAGCAGCCAAGAUUUUGUACCCCUGAAAACCUGACAUUGAGAUGUCACUGCAAAAAGAUAAGACUGCAAAGGAAAUGCUACAAUUAAUUUAAGAACAGGGUAAAAUCAAAGUCAGUUUUCAUCAGCCAGGUGCUCCUUGGCCACACAGUGAUUGGCUUUCUUUGGUCCCCCGCCCCUGCUUGUUCUUAUUGCAAAUUAAAACCCAACUCUGAACUGCUGGAAGAUUAAUAGGAAGCUGAGAAAGCCAGUCCUAGAAAAAGAAAAUUGAGAUGAAAAGUAGCACUCACUCUUUGAAGUCUAGGGUUUUUCAUUAGGAUUUUAGGUUGUCUCUGUGUGGGGAGGGUUCAUCAGUGCUCUCCAACCCUUGUUAGUGGUCGCUGCUCUAACACAAAACCAGUUCUGUUACUUGAGAGAAAAAAAAACACCAGGGAGAACAAAAGGACAGAGUUUGAGGUAUAAAAGCCAAAGAUAACUGUGGGCUCGUUGAAGUCCUUAAUGCACUUCAGAAAACUGAAACACUUCUCGUCCUGUGCUGGAUGAUGACUGGGAUCCCAGAGUGGAUCCUCUCCUCAAAGACAGGCUUAGCAGUGUGGAAAAUAAAAAUUAAACUGAGAUGUUUUUGCAGGAUAAGGAAUAAUCUCAGCAGAGAGAUGAGAAGCAAAGAGCAGGUUGCUCAGGUGGUGUCUAGCCGAGCAACCACACCCCUAUCUGAGAAGGGAAAUGCGGGUUAAAUACAACCCUUGAGGAAGGAUUAUUUUUAACCCGGAGCUCUUCACCACCGGUGUGUGCAGCAGCACAGCACCGAAGGGACGGAGGGCUUCCCUUGCUCCAAGUGAAAGUCAAUAAAUCAGCCCAGGCUGCCCCAAAACACCCUCAUGGCAGCACUGGGGCCUGACAAGGGUUGGGGCCAUUCCCCUCCUUCCUAUCACUGCCUGGACAGGAAACAGUCUCAGCACCAGCCCUCCCUGGAAAACCCACUCAGCUGGAGCCAGAACAGGAUCCAGCCGCUCACUGAAGGGGAUUCCCUGAGGGGCUUUGUGAGACCAACGUCACUGCCACUCCCAAAUCCCGAAUAAAACUCAGAGCAAACCAUGCGA